This is a messenger RNA of Dermatophagoides farinae (American house dust mite), 1307 nucleotides long. RefSeq lists its product as uncharacterized. Lineage: Eukaryota; Metazoa; Arthropoda; Arachnida; Sarcoptiformes; Pyroglyphidae. The record is from RefSeq and is a predicted model, not a curated record. Gene Ontology annotation, molecular function: oxidoreductase activity.
UUCAUCAUUUUUCUUUGUUUGAGUUUCAACACCAUCAAACAAACAAACAAACAAAAAACAAUAAGUUUCAACAGCUGUUUUUUGAUCUGUGAUAAACCCGGACAAAUGUCACCGCCAAAUUCUCCUCCAUCAUCAUCACCACCACCACCAUCACCAUCAUCACCAGCACAGGAGGAUGAUAAUGAGGCUAUUGUCACCGUAACGGAUACUACAACUGAACCGCCAAUCAAAUCAUCAUUGGAUCUAAAUAGUUCUCGAAAAAGAAAAAGAAAAAAAUCAGCCUCACCAUCACGACGGCAAAUGAUACGUUCAACACCAAUUGAAAAAAUUAAAAUUCGUGCCAAAAUCAACCAAGAAAAUAAUAAUCAUGUUGAUGCCACCGAUGGAUUGAAUUGUCUUUUAUAUUUUCUUGCACAAUUUUUUGCAUUGAUCAUCCUAAGUUUAUUGGCUUGUUGGCUGAUUGAAUAUUUUGGUGGAUUUAGUUUGAUUCCAAAUGAUAAUGAUGGUGAUGGUUAUAAUUAUGUCGAUAGAAUUAUCAAUUUUCAUCCAUUGAUUAUGACAUUUAGUAUGAUUUUUACAUUGGCCAAUUCCAUAUUAUUUAUAAAUUCAUCAAAAAAACUCACCAAUGCACGGCUAUUUCUGAUUGUAAUGACAUUUUUAAUCGGUUUUAUUGGAUCAGGCAUUACAAUCUAUUGGCAUUUUAAAAUGAACUAUCCCCAUCUACAAUCAAUGCAUUCAUGGUUUGGCAUAUUAACAUGGUUGAUGAUUUGUUUCUAUAUUUCAUAUAUAAUUUAUGUUUAUGAUAAUAAUCAAGAUCUAAAUGAACGUCAACGUACGGAUAUGGUAUUUGCGGUUCGUUUAUUUGGCAUUGCUACGUUAAUUAUUGCCGGAACUACUUGUUUAUUGGGUUUGAAUCAACUAUUAUCAAUGACAAAUAUAGUGACAAAAAAUUCUACUACAUUGGAAUCAUCUGAAAUAGAAUCAUUAAUGAUGAUAAAUAAUUCAUCAUCGAUUGAAUUGAAUGCUGCUACUAAACUACGUUCACAAGCAAAUCUUUUAGCCAAUAGUAUUGCAAUGUUUAUGAUUCUUUACAUUCUAAUAAUGAUGUAUAUUAUCGUACGGUUACGAUAUAAACCACGUGGCAAUGUACGACGACAACGAAUGGAAAGACAAAUACGACAAACUAUUGAACGUGCUAUGCUUACAAUUGAUCCAGAAGAUGAAACUAGAUCCAAUAAUAAUUCACCGCCAUUAUUUUCACCACCAACAUGAGAUGAUAGAAAUAAAAACUUUAUUAAGUAAUACAA